CCAAACAACCUUUUGGGGUCUCGCUCGGCAUGUCUCGCUUAUUUCGCUUUGGAAUUUCACGUUGACGCCGCAGUCAGCGGUAGCAGAGGCAUCGGCAGCGGCGGCAGCAGCGACACGGACCGAAAAUAAAAGCGUUAACCGCUCUCCUCCAGUGCAGCAGCAGCAGCGGACCCAGCCAGUAGCCAGCAGCUAAUCACCACAUCCCAGAUUCAGUUUCCAGUUCGAACUACACUCGAAUCUCAAAAAUGACCACCUACUUCAACUACCCCAGCAAGGAGCUGCAGGAUGAGCUGCGCGACAUCGCCCAGCGAAUCGUUGCCCCCGGCAAGGGAAUCCUCGCCGCUGAUGAGUCCGGCCCAACCAUGGGCAAGCGUCUGCAGGACAUCGGCGUGGAGAACACCGAGGACAACCGCCGUGCCUACCGUCAGCUGUUGUUCAGCACUGACCCCAAGCUGGCCGAGAACAUCUCUGGAGUGAUCCUGUUCCACGAGACCCUCUACCAGAAGGCCGACGAUGGCACCCCCUUCGCCGAGAUCCUGAAGAAGAAGGGCAUCAUUCUGGGCAUCAAGGUCGACAAGGGUGUGGUCCCACUGUUCGGCUCCGAGGAUGAGGUCACCACCCAGGGUCUGGAUGACCUGGCUGCCCGUUGCGCCCAGUACAAGAAGGACGGUUGCGACUUCGCCAAGUGGCGUUGCGUACUGAAGAUCGGCAAGAACACCCCAUCCUACCAGUCGAUCCUGGAGAACGCCAAUGUCCUGGCCCGCUACGCCUCCAUCUGCCAGUCGCAGCGCAUCGUCCCAAUUGUGGAGCCCGAGGUUCUGCCCGAUGGCGAUCACGAUCUGGACCGCGCCCAGAAGGUCACCGAGACCGUCCUGGCCGCCGUCUACAAGGCCCUGAGCGACCACCACGUCUACCUGGAGGGUACUCUGCUGAAGCCCAACAUGGUCACCGCCGGUCAGUCGGCCAAGAAGAACACCCCCGAGGAGAUCGCCCUGGCCACCGUGCAGGCUCUGCGCCGCACCGUUCCCGCCGCCGUUACUGGCGUGACCUUCCUGUCUGGAGGUCAGUCCGAGGAGGAGGCCACCGUGAACCUGAGUGCCAUCAACAACGUUCCCUUGAUCCGCCCAUGGGCCCUCACCUUCUCGUACGGUCGUGCCCUGCAGGCCUCCGUCCUGCGUGCCUGGGCUGGCAAGAAGGAGAACAUCGCCGCCGGCCAGAACGAGCUGCUCAAGCGCGCCAAGGCCAACGGUGAUGCUGCUCAGGGCAAGUACGUUGCCGGAAGCGCUGGUGCCGGAUCCGGAUCCCUGUUCGUGGCCAACCACGCCUACUAAGGCGUUUGGGUGGACCUUGGCUACACGCAACUACAAAAAAAAUACGAAGCAGAUUGCUGGAAAAGUUUGGCAGAUUUGUUUAUUUUUACCUUAGUUUCGAGAGCUAAGCAAAGCAAGCAUUACAAAAAAUAACAAAAAAAAAAGAAAAGAUGAACGAUUACACUUUCAAAACUUGUUAUAUAUAUGUAGUACGUGACAUUUUUGCAAGUUUAUUAUACUAUAACAUUAUUUUAGAGAACAACUAAAUGAUGAGUGCAGAAGAAAGGAACGCAUAUGUUCGAUGGAGAAACAAUUUUAUCUUUAGUUUUAAGCACAUGAACCUAUUAUUGUUGAAGUUAUUACAUUUUUAUUCUAUUAUCAUGAUUAUGCAAGAUUUCAAUGAAAACAAAAAGAUAUGUCGUAAAUCGCUAGGCUAAAACACAUUUUAUGGUGAAAACAACAGCAAUCACCAUCAACAACACCUAAAUGUAUAAGGCUUGUAACAUUGAAGUCGCACAACGUUUUUGAAUUUUUUUAAUGUUUUAUAAAAAGAUCCACUAUGAAAAUCGAUGUUUUACCAUUAUAAUUAUUAUUAAACUUUAUAUUUAUGAUUGAUAAGUAUAAGUGAAACAAAUGACGAGAAUAAACAAACACAUUAAAAUAAACCCGAAAAGCCCCCAAACAACUUUAUUAACCUUAUAUACAUAUAUUUACAUUGUUAAAAGAGAACUUGUUGUUGCAAAAUACUAAAAGAAAUAUAUGAAUUUAUAUAUUCAA
Drosophila mauritiana is the source of this 2087-nucleotide messenger RNA. It is a transcript of the gene Ald1, whose product is annotated as fructose-bisphosphate aldolase. The record is from RefSeq and is a predicted model, not a curated record. Lineage: Eukaryota; Metazoa; Arthropoda; Insecta; Diptera; Drosophilidae. Gene Ontology annotation, molecular function: fructose-bisphosphate aldolase activity. The coding region runs from base 246 to 1331 and encodes 361 amino acids. Gene Ontology annotation, biological process: fructose 1,6-bisphosphate metabolic process; glycolytic process. The transcript is spliced from 4 exons. Gene Ontology annotation, cellular component: cytosol.